AUGUUCAGUCAGCGCCUCUUGACUUUUGUUUCCCUCGUCGUUUCCGCGUAUGGCUUGAUCUCGCAGACCGAAUUGGAGGAAAACACCGCAAAGGGCCUCAGAUUGAUCAGUCUUCAGGAUGGCGUCGACCCUAUCUGGAUGACUGAAGAAGAAAAGCUGAGGCUCAUGGCCGACGACACCAACUUCUUCGAUGUCACCGAAUUUUACGAUCCUGAGGAAGAAGCCUCCGAUCGACGAGUCGCUGCAGCGUUGGAGAUUACCUACACCGCGGUUACUGCUCGACGACCAGAGGUCGUUGCUCUUCUGGCACAGGUUUCCCAAAGCCAGAGCCAGUCCUACCUCAACUCCCUUACCGCCUACAACAACCGUUACUACCGCACUCAGGAUGGCGCUAACGCCGCGAUCUGGAUCAGGGAUACCAUUGCUGCUAUCGCGUCUCAGAAUCCUGCAAGCCGAGCAACCGCCACCCUCUUCACCAACAGCUUCGUGCAAGGCUCAGUCAUCGGCACCAUCCCCGGCACAAACCCGUCCCUUCCCCGCAUCAUCCUCGGUGCUCAUCUUGACUCUAUCAACAGCUCGAACCCAACGAACGGAAGGGCUCCUGGUGCCGAUGACGAUGGUAGCGGCUGCGUUAACCUGCUCGAGGCCUUCCGCGUUCUCGUUUCGUCCGGUUUCCGACCAUCCGCAACCGUGGAAUUCCAUUGGUACGGUGGCGAGGAGGCUGGCUUACUCGGUUCGCAGGCCAUUGCCAGGAAAUACAAAGCUGACGGUGUACAAGUCAAAGCCAUGAUCAACUUUGACAUGACCGCAUUCUUCAGGCCAGGAUCGAGGGAGGUCAUCUCAUUGGUCCCCGACUACGUCAACGCCAACUUGAAUACCCAGCUUGGAACCAUUAUUGACACCUAUCUGAGGUUGCCCUGGGUUAGAGGUGAUCCUUGUAACUAUGCUUGCUCGGAUCACGCUCCAUGGCACCAGCAAGGAUACCCUGCAGCGUAUCCCUUCGAGUCUCUCGACGUCAACAUGAAUACAGUAAUUCACUCGGCCAGCGACACCACCAGUUUGGCAGGCUUCUCUUGGAGCCAUCUCCUUGAAUUCACCAAGCUCGCUGUGGCUGCUGCCUACGAGUUGGCCAUCUGA
Molecule: messenger RNA, 1137 nt
Organism: Coprinopsis cinerea okayama7#130
Lineage: Eukaryota; Fungi; Basidiomycota; Agaricomycetes; Agaricales; Psathyrellaceae
Product: aminopeptidase
Exons: 6
Coding region: 1-1137 (378 amino acids)
Biological process (GO): proteolysis
Molecular function (GO): metalloexopeptidase activity
Source: RefSeq, a predicted model, not a curated record